GGUGUGAGCGCGCAGCCAGAGACGCGUUUGGGACGGAGGCGGAGAUUUGGUCGCUGUCGGCCCCCGUAAGCCGCGAGUGUGCUCUCGAUUCCUGCUCGGGUAGCUGCCGUUGUGGAGAGCAAGAGGGCCGCCAUGAGCGAGAAGGGGGAGCUGGACCUGACCGGGGCCAAGCAGAACACGGGCAUGUGGCUCGUCAAGGUUCCCAAAUACUUGUCCCAACAGUGGAAUAAAGCAUCAGGAAGAGGUGAAGUAGGAAAGCUAAGAAUUGCCAAAAACCAAGGAAGAACAGAAGUAUCUUUCACUUUGAAUGAAGAUCUUGCAAACAUUGAUGAUAUUGGUGGAAAGCCAACUUCCAUCAGCGCACCCAGAGAGCAUCCUUUUCUUCUACAAAGUGUGGGAGGACAGACAUUAACUGUGUUUACAGAGAGCGCCUUAGAGUGCCAGGCAGAUGAAAAAUCAGAGAGCAGUAAUACUGAGAAACUAUCACUGGAAGGAAUAGUGGUCCAGCGUGCCGAAUGCCGGCCUGCAGCCAGUGAAAACUAUAUGAAGUUGAAAAGGCUACAAAUUGAAGAAUCUUCCAAACCUGUAAGCUGGACAAUGCAGUUGGAUAAAGCUGUAACCACAAACUACAAACCUGUGGCAAACCAUCAGUAUAAUAUUGAAUAUGAAAAGAAGAAGAAAGAAGAUGGAAAGCGAGCGCGGGCUGAAAAGCAGCAAGUGCUGGACAUGCUUUUUUCAGCUUUUGAAAAACAUCAGUAUUAUAACAUUAAAGAUUUGGUUGAUAUAACAAAACAGCCAGUGAGCUACUUGAAAGAAAUUUUAAGAGAAAUAGGCAUCUACAAUGUUAAAGGAACGCACAAAAAUACCUGGGAACUUAAACCAGAGUAUCGACAUUAUCAAGGUGAAGAUAAGAGUGAUUAAUACAACUACAAAUUACACCAUCAGAGAAGCUGUCGAUUAUGGGUACAGGAAGAGCAAGAUGCACAUUUUAUCUCUUAAGACAACGGGAGUUAAAUAGUUGUGGUAUGUGCCGCUAUGAUUUUUAAAAAAAGAUUUAGUAGAGAACAUUCUGUAUCUUUUUGGUAUAUUGGUUUGACAACCAUUUUAUAGAAUAAACUUUCUUUGGUGCUUAGACUGUUUUUGCAUUUUGUAAAAAUAAUGUUAGCAAGGAGACUAGAAGUAUUAUUUAUUUUUUGCAUAUGUUCUGUUGUUAACAUUUUAUGUGGUCUUGAAUCUUGGAAGUGAAGUGGAACUCGAGACCAGAUCAUGGGAUGCUCUACAACUUUUAGGACCAUGGCAUAUCAAGGAUGACCAAAAACUAGGACAUAUUUUGAAUAUAUUCUAAAAUGUUCCAUAGAGCAAUAAAAGGAAUUGGAAGAUUGCAUUUGCUACACACUGAUGAUAAAAGAAAAAGUUAUCAGAAUUUGAAGUAAGAAUUUUUGUAUUCAUUUUGUUUCUGCAUUAAUAAAAAGUAUCUUUUAAAAUUGUAAAAA
Anolis sagrei ordinatus is the source of this 1493-nucleotide messenger RNA. RefSeq names its product general transcription factor IIF subunit 2 (gene GTF2F2). Lineage: Eukaryota; Metazoa; Chordata; Lepidosauria; Squamata; Anolidae. The record is from RefSeq and is a predicted model, not a curated record. Gene Ontology annotation, biological process: transcription by RNA polymerase II; transcription initiation at RNA polymerase II promoter. Gene Ontology annotation, cellular component: transcription factor TFIIF complex.